Messenger RNA from Populus nigra (black poplar), 2388 nucleotides. RefSeq names its product probable polygalacturonase. The record is from RefSeq and is a predicted model, not a curated record. Gene Ontology annotation, biological process: carbohydrate metabolic process. Lineage: Eukaryota; Viridiplantae; Streptophyta; Magnoliopsida; Malpighiales; Salicaceae. Gene Ontology annotation, molecular function: polygalacturonase activity. The transcript is spliced from 5 exons. Bases 333 to 1805 code for a protein of 490 amino acids.
UCUUGUCUUCUGCUUGGACAUUAAAAUUAGCAUAGAUUUCCUCUUCUCCUCAGUUUCGUUUCCAGUUUCACAUUCCUGUCCGCGUCUUCUUUCCUUCUUACAGCUGCCGCUUCUCUAGCACACGGUGUACGAACUCUUUAACUUAAAAGUAUUCUAUUUGCCAAGAAUAAAAUUUCUUCUAUAUUUUUAGUUUUAUUUAUAUAUAUUUAGUUCUAAGAAACCAACAAGAAUUGCUAUUAAUUUUAUAUAUAUUUUUGCUAGCUUCUUGGCACCCCCACAAAGCCUUUGAUUCUCGUGUUCUUGUUUUUUUGGUGUUUGAAUAAUUUGCAUGCAUGUUAAAGAAAAUGGAUUUUGAUGAGAAGCAAAGUUUUGUUCUUGGUGGUAAUGCAAUGAUGGUCAAGUUAUCAAGAUUUUCUUGGCCACCACUUCUUAUCUUGAUCACCCUUUUAGCUCUUUUAUCCUUUCAAAUCACAUCCAAGACCGUCUACCCGAUGAAGAUUGCGUUUACUUCUUCGACGUCGAAAGACGAUAUCGUGGCCGAUUCAAGAACCUGUGUGGGGUUCUUCGGAGAGUUGCCGGAGAGAAAAGCUGUGAUAUCGAUAAAAGAUUUUGGUGGGGUUGGUGAUGGGAAAACGUCUAAUACCGAAGCGUUUCGGAAGGCGAUGAGGUACGUGCAAGGUUUCGGGGAGAGAGGUGGGGCCCAGUUGAAUGUGCCCGAAGGAAGAUGGGUUACAGGGAGUUUUAAUUUGACAAGUAAUUUCACUUUGUUUCUUGAAGAAGGUGCUGUUAUUUUGGGUUCUCAGGACCCAAAGGAAUGGCCUAUCAUAGAGCCAUUGCCUUCUUAUGGAAGAGGGAGGGAGAGAUUAGGGGGGAGACAUAUUAGCCUUAUUCAUGGAGAUGGCCUCGCAAAUGUCGUCAUCACAGGAAACAAUGGGACAAUUGAUGGCCAAGGGAAGAUGUGGUGGGAAUUAUGGUGGAACAGAACAUUGGAGCACACCAGAGGCCACCUUGUAGAACUAAUGAAUUCUCAAGACAUUCUCAUCUCCAACCUUACCUUUCGCAAUUCUCCAUUUUGGACCAUUCAUCCAAUUUACUGCAGCAAUCUUGUUGUUAAAGACAUGACAAUCUUGGCUCCUCUCAAUGCCCCAAAUACUGAUGGUAUAGACCCUGAUUCAAGCACAAAUGUGUGUAUUGAGGACUGUUACAUUGAGAGUGGGGAUGAUCUUGUGGCAGUGAAGAGUGGCUGGGACCAGUACGGUAUAAAAAUGGCUCGUCCAAGUUCAAACAUUAUAAUUAGGAGAGUAUCGGGUACCACCCCUACUUGCUCUGGGGUUGGAAUAGGUAGUGAGAUGUCUGGAGGGAUUUUUAACGUAACUAUUGAAGAUUUGCAUGUCUGGGAUUCUGCUGCCGGUGUGAGAAUAAAAACUGACAAAGGCAGAGGAGGAUAUAUAGCAAAUAUCACUAUAAGUGAUAUAACAAUGGAGAGAGUUAAGAUACCGAUAAGGUUCAGUAGUGGCUCUAAUGACCACCCUGAUGAAAGAUGGGAUCCUAAAGCAGUUCCAGUUGUGAAGGGCGUUUCUAUCACUGAUUUGAUUAGUUUUAAUUCAACAAAAGCCCCAGUAUUGGAGGGAAUUGAGGAUGCACCAUUUGGUGGUAUAUGCAUGAAGAAUAUUAGCUUGCUUGGAGUGGUAUCAUCUGCUUCAUGGCGCUGUGAAUUUGUCUCAGGUUUUGCAAAUGACGUGUUUCCAACACCGUGUCCUCAGCUGCAGAUUGAUAACUCUUCAUCUUGGUGUUCAUACUCUUAAUCUUCUUCGGUCAAACUUUAUUGAAUUUUUGGAGCUGGUGGUUUGCUCUGAUUGUUUUCAAGACGGGUUUGCAUUGAGAAAAUUACAAAUAGAAGACAAUACUGCGGAAGGGGUUGAAUCGAUCACUUUAGGGAUUGAGCAUUUUGUAAGUUAUCUCUGGAGUGAUGAAGCUCAGAAGAUGCUGCGUGGACUGCUUGCUAGGUACUGAACUUUGAUUUUCACAUAUUUGUGAUUGCCUUGUGCAAUUUUUCAUUGCCAAAGUGAUUUUCCAACUUUGGAUCUCAUUGGUCGCCGAUGGCAGCAUAUGAAUAUACCAUAAUGUAUAUCUGAGGAUUCAACUGAGCCCCAACCACAGAGAGAACGAAGGACCAGUCACUUGUACCAAAAGAACACAGGAAAAUUUAAUAGAAGUGACAUUUUCCAGUAUUCUAGUAUCGAUUACUUGUACAAAACAAAAAAUAUUAGGAAAGUUUUGUAGGAAUUUAGUAGAUGUUGUAUUCUAGCUUAAGCUCCAUUCACUUGUACACCAUGUUUUGUGCUCCAAACUGUUGUGGAAGAAUAGGUCAUUUUUGUUCAGAUAUUA